AGAGGCAAGCAGGCAGAGGGAGGGAGUGAGGGAGGCUGGAGAAAUAUAAAAGAGACGGAGGUACAGCAGACAGCACGGUGGAUUAAAUCCCGUCUGAAGCUCGAACCAUGUUGCUGCAGACUAUCUCUGUGCUCUCCGUCACCGUUGUUCUCUUCGGCUCCCUGGAAGGGAAGGGAGUGCAGAUGCAGAGGGACGUCCAGUGCUGUAUGCAGUACUCGCAGGGGAAAGUGCGGACCAAAGAUGUUCUCAAGUUUGAGGUGCAGACAGAGGGGCCAGACUGCAGCAUACGAGCCAUCAUAUUGUACACCAAGAAGGCGGUGAAGUGUGCAGACCCCAGGGACAAGAAAGUGAAGAGGUUACUACGGAAACUGGUCCAGAGGCAAAGAGGCAAAGCCCACAGGACCACGUGGCUCCAUCCGCGCGGGAAUCUGCCUGUAAUGUCGGAGAUCCAGUAAACGAUGAGGAAGAGACGACUGAUCACUCCAGCCUUUUCAUCUUUGUCACUAUCUUCUUGAAAGUAUGUAGACCCAUAACUUUCAUUACCAAACAGUAUGCUAUCCCAGCAAGAUUGUGAUAUUUAGAUGUCUUCUGACCUGACUGUUAAUCUAUAUGCCAAAGUAUACUCCUUUUUAACUCUGUACUUCAAGCUUGUUCAUUAUCUAUCUAUACUAUAUCUACACCUUAUAAGUUAUACAAGCUGUUAUAUAGAGUUAAAGUGAUACGACUGUUCUUGGCUCAAAUAUAGUGCAAUUACCGAUUCUAUUAUGUAUGGUAAUGCAAUCGAUUUUUUAUAUAUAAAGAAAUACA
Colossoma macropomum (tambaqui) is the source of this 807-nucleotide messenger RNA. RefSeq names its product chemokine (C-C motif) ligand 44 (gene ccl44). Bases 108 to 455 code for a protein of 115 amino acids. Gene Ontology annotation, cellular component: extracellular region. The transcript is spliced from 4 exons. Gene Ontology annotation, biological process: inflammatory response; neutrophil chemotaxis; chemokine-mediated signaling pathway. The record is from RefSeq and is a predicted model, not a curated record. Gene Ontology annotation, molecular function: chemokine activity; CCR chemokine receptor binding. Lineage: Eukaryota; Metazoa; Chordata; Actinopteri; Characiformes; Serrasalmidae.